This is a messenger RNA of Conger conger (European conger), 5811 nucleotides long. RefSeq names its product myosin-4-like. Gene Ontology annotation, cellular component: myosin complex. NCBI's taxonomy places the organism in Eukaryota, Metazoa, Chordata, Actinopteri, Anguilliformes, Congridae. The record is from RefSeq and is a predicted model, not a curated record. Gene Ontology annotation, molecular function: cytoskeletal motor activity; ATP binding; actin filament binding. The transcript has 38 exons. Bases 1 to 5811 code for a protein of 1936 amino acids.
AUGAGUACCGACGCAGAAAUGGAGGUGUUCGGGGUGGCUGCACCGUACCUGCGCAAGUCCGAGCAGGAGCGCCUGGAGGCGCAGAGCCGGCCCUUCGACGCCAGGACAGCCUGCUACGUCACGGACGAGAAGGAGCUCUACGUGAAGGCAGUCAUCCAGAGCAGGGAAGAGGGCAAAGCCACUGCUCUCACAUACCAUGACAGGACCGUCACUGUCAAGGAGGAUCAGGUGUUUCUGAUGAACCCUCCCAAGUUUGACAAAAUCGAGGACAUGGCCAUGAUGACCCACCUCAACGAGCCUUCCGUGCUGUUUAACCUCAAAGAGCGUUAUGCAGCGUGGAUGAUCUACACCUAUUCCGGGCUGUUCUGUGUCACUGUGAACCCCUACAAGUGGCUCCCAGUGUACAACCCAGAAGUAGUGUCAGCUUACAGAGGCAAGAAGCGAAUGGAGGUUCCACCACACAUCUUUGCGCUGUCUGAUAAUGCCUAUCAGUCCAUGCUAACUGAUCGCGAAAACCAGUCUAUCUUGAUCACUGGAGAAUCCGGUGCAGGAAAGACUGUGAACACGAAACGUGUCAUCCAGUACUUUGCGACGAUCGCAGUGUCUCCAGACAAGAAGAAAGAGGCAGCCAAUAAAAUGAAGGGAACCCUGGAAGAUCAAAUCAUUCAGGCCAACCCCCUGCUGGAGGCCUUCGGUAAUGCCAAAACCGUGAGGAAUGACAACUCAUCCCGCUUUGGUAAAUUCAUCAGAAUUCACUUUGGCACAACUGGUAAACUAGCUUCAGCAGAUAUAGAAACCUAUCUGCUGGAAAAGUCCAGAGUUACUUUCCAGCUGUCUGCUGAAAGAAGCUACCAUAUAUUUUACCAGCUGACUUGCAACAAGAAGCCAGAACUCAUAGAUAUGCUCCUCAUCACCACCAACCCGUAUGACUUUGCCUUCAUCAGUCAAGGCGAGAUUGCUGUAAAGAGUAUUGACGAUGCAGAGGAGCUGAUUGCGACAGAUGAGGCCAUCGAUAUCCUGGGCUUCAACGCAGAUGAAAAAAUGAGCAUCUACAAGCUGACCGGUGCAGUGAUUCACUAUGGGAACAUGAGGUUCAAGCAGAAGCAGCGCGAGGAGCAGGCGGAGCCUGACGGCACUGAGGAGGCAGACAAAGCUGCCUACCUCAUGGGCCUGAACUCUGCUGAUCUCCUCAAAAACCUGUGCAAUCCCAGAGUGAAGGUUGGAAACGAGUAUGUCACCAAGGGGCAGAAUGUCCAGCAGGUGUAUAACUCCAUUGGUGCAUUGGCUAAGUCUGUCUAUGAGAAGAUGUUCUUGUGGAUGGUCAUCCGGAUCAACCAGCAGCUAGACACUAAACAGCCAAGACAACACUUCAUUGGCGUGCUUGACAUUGCUGGAUUUGAGAUCUUUGAUUUCAACACACUGGAACAGCUGUGCAUAAACUUCACCAAUGAGAAACUGCAACAGUUUUUCAAUCACCACAUGUUUGUGCUGGAACAAGAAGAGUACAAGAAGGAAGGAAUUGAUUGGGAGUUCAUCGAUUUUGGCAUGGACCUAGCAGCCUGCAUUGAGCUUAUUGAGAAGCCAAUGGGCAUCUUCUCCAUCCUUGAAGAAGAGUGCAUGUUUCCAAAGUCCACAGACACUUCCUUCAAGAACAAACUUUAUGACCAACAUCUCGGCAAGAACAACUGCUUCUUGAAGCCCAAGCCCAUCAAAGGCAAGCCUGAGGCCCACUUCUCCCUGGUCCACUACGCUGGCACUGUGGACUACAACCUUGCUGGGUGGUUGGAGAAGAACAAGGACCCGCUCAAUGAGUCUGUGGUGCAGCUUUACCAGAAAUCGCCACUGAAAGUGUUGGCUGGGCUCUAUGUCGGCUUUUCUGCAACAGAUGGUAAUUCUGCUGCAGGUGGUGCCAAGAAAGGCGGGAAGAAGAAGGGAGCCUCUUUCCAGACCGUGUCUGCUUUGUUCAGGGAAAAUCUGAACAAACUGAUGUCGAACCUGAGGACAACUGAACCACACUUUGUGCGGUGCCUGAUACCUAACGAAACCAAAACUCCAGGUAUCAUGGAACACCAUCUUGUUCUGCACCAGCUGCGCUGUAACGGUGUGCUGGAGGGCAUCAGGAUCUGCAGGAAGGGCUUUCCCAGCAGAAUCCACUAUGGAGAUUUUAAGCAGAGGUACAGAAUUCUGAAUGCCAGCGCUGUUCCAGAGGGCCAGUUCAUGGACAACAAGAAAGCUGCUGAAAAGCUUCUGGGCUCCAUCGAUGUGGAUCACGCGCAAUACAAAUUUGGGCACACCAAGGUGUUCUUCAAAGCUGGUCUUUUGGGAGUUCUGGAGGAGAUGAGGGAUGAGCGUUUGGCUCAGGUGGUGACCUCUACCCAGGCUGUGUGCCGUGGAUAUCUCAUAAGGACAGAGUAUCGUAAGAUGAUAGAGAGAAGGGAAGCCCUCUUCACCAUCCAGUACAACAUCCGCUCAUUCAUGAACGUGAAGAACUGGCCAUGGAUGAGGCUCUUCUUCAAGAUGAAGCCCCUCCUGAAGAGCGCAGAGUCGGAGAAAGAGAUGGCACAGAUGAAGGAGGACUUCACCAAAUGCAAAGAAGACUUGAUAAAAUCAGACUCUAGAAGAAAAGACCUAGAGGAAAGAAUGGUUUCCAUUAUUCAAGAAAAAAAUGACCUCCUCCUUCAAGUUCAGGCAGAAUCCGACAAUCGGAUUGAUGCUGAGGAAAGAUGCGAGGGCCUGAUCAAAAGCAAAAUCCUGCUUGAAGCAAAACUCAAAGAAAAGAUGGAGAGAUUAGAAGAUGAGGAGGAGAUCAAUGCUGAGCUGACCACUAAGAAGAGGAAGCUGGAAGACGAGUGCUCUGAGCUGAAGAAAGACAUCGACGACCUGGAGCUCACACUGGCCAAAGUGGAGAAGGAGAAACAUGCCACCGAAAACAAGGUUAAAAACCUGAUAGAGGAGAUAACGGGGCAGGAUGAGAGCAUUGCCAAGUUGACCAAGGAGAAGAAAGCUCUCCAAGAGGCACAUCAGCAGACUCUAGAAGAUCUCCAGGCAGAGGAAGACAAAGUCAACACUCUGACUAAAGCCCAGGCUAAGCUUGAGCAGCAAGUGGAUGAUCUGGAAGGUUCUCUGGAACAAGACAAGAAGCACCGUAUGGAUCUUGAGAGAGCCAAGAGAAAGCUUGAGGGCGAUCUAAAGCUGGCCCAGGAGUGCAUAAUGGACCUGGAAAAUGAGAAGCAACAACUGGAGGAGAAGAUUAAGAAAAAAGACUUUGAAGUGACUGAGUUGCAUAGUAAGAUUGAGGAUGAACAGGCUGCUGGGGCACAGUUUCAGAAGAAGAUUAAAGAGCUUCAGGCACGUAUUGAAGAGCUGGAGGAGGAGAUCGAGGCUGAGCGUGCUGCUCGGGCCAAGGUCGAGAAGCAGAGAGCCGAUCUCUCCAGGGAACUUGAGGAGAUCAGUGAGAGGCUUGAAGAGGCUGGUGGCGCGACCGCUGCUCAGAUCGAGAUGAACAAGAAGCGCGAGGCUGAGUUCCUGAAGCUGCGGAGAGACCUGGAAGAGUCCACCUUGCAGCACGAGGCCACUGCAGCCACCCUCCGCAAGAAGCAGGCCGACAGCGUGGCAGAGCUGGGAGAGCAAAUAGACAACCUUCAGCGCGUCAAGCAGAAGCUGGAGAAGGAGAAGAGUGAGCUGAGGUUAGAGGUGGAUGAUCUUUUAGGCACCAUGGAGGCCCUGGCAAAGGCAAAAGUGAAUCUUGAGAAGAUGUGCCGUUCCCUGGAGGACCACUUGAAUGAAGUGAAGUCCAAAGAAGAAGAGCAUCAGCGGUUAAUCAAUGACCUCACAAGCCAAAAGGCUCGACUACAGACAGAAAAUGGUGAAAUGUCACGCCAACUGGAAGAGAAGGAUUCUUUAGUUUCUCAACUAACUAGAGGGAAACAAGCAUAUAUUCAACAAUUUGAAGAGUUUAAGAGGCACAAUGAAGAGGAAAUUAAGGCCAAGAACGCCCUGGCCCACGCCUUGCAGUCGGCUCGUCAUGACUGCGACCUGCUGAGGGAGCAGUUUGAGGAGGAGCAGGAGGCCAAGGCUGAGCUGCAGCGGGGGAUGUCCAAGGCCAACAGUGAGGUGGCUCAGUGGAGAACCAAAUACGAAACUGACGCCAUCCAGCGCACUGAGGAGCUGGAGGAGGCCAAGAAAAAGUUGGCUCAGCGUCUUCAGGAUGCCGAGGAAGCAGCUGAGGCCAUCAACUCGAAAUGCUCUUCCCUGGAGAAAACCAAGCAGAGACUGCAGAGUGAAGUUGAGGACCUUGUGACUGACGUGGAGAGAGCCAAUGGAGCUGCUGCUACUUUAGACAAGAAACAGAGAAACUUUGACAAGAUCCUGGCGGAGUGGAAGCUGAAAUUCGAGGAGGGCCAGGCAGAGCUCGAGGCGGCCAUGAAGGAAGUUCGCUCCAUGGGCACCGAAAACUUCAAGAUGAAGAACGCUUAUGAAGAAUCUCUUGAACAUCUCGAAACGCUGAAACGCGAAAAUAAAAUCCUACAGCAGGAGAUUGUAGAUCUCACAGAGCAGCUUGGAGAAACAGGAAAGAUCAUCCAUGAACUGGAAAAGUCAAAGAAACAGGUGGAGCAGGAGAAAAUGGAGAUUCAGACCUCCUUAGAGGAGGCAGAGGCAUCAUUGGAGCAUGAGGAGUCAAAGAUUCUUCGAGUCCAGCUGGAACUGAAUCAGGUGAAGUCUGAGGUGGAAAGAAAGAUUACAGAGAGGGAUGAGGAAAUUGAGCAGGUGAAGAGGAACAGUCAGAGGAUUAUAGACUCCAUGCAGAGCACCCUUGACUCUGAGGUCAGGAGCAGGAACGAUGCCCUGCGAGUCAAGAAGAAGAUGGAGGGAGAUCUCAAUGAGAUGGAGAUUCAACUAAGCCGUGCCAACCGCCAGGCCAGCGAGUCCUUGAAGAACCUUAGAAACUUUCAGGCACAGCUAAAGGAAGCACAACUGCACCUUGAUGAUGCCUUGAGAUGCAACGAUGACAUGAAGGAGCAGGUCACCAUGGCAGAGCGCAGAAGUGUCCUCUUGCUAGCCGAGAUCGAAGAGAUCCGGGCUGCUCUGGAACAGACUGAGAGAAUCCGCAAAACAGCAGAGCAAGAGCUUGUGGAUGCCACUGAGAGAGUCCAACUCCUGCACUCCCAGAACACAAGCCUGAUCAACAGUAAGAAGAAGCUAGAGAGCGACCUGAUCCAGAUUCAGAGUGAGGUGGAGGACUCCAUUCAGGAGGCCAGGAACGCUGAGGAGAAAGCCAAAAAGGCUAUCACCGACGCUGCCAUGAUGGCAGAGGAACUGAAGAAGGAGCAGGACACCAGUGCUCACCUGGAGAGGAUGAAGAAGAACAUGGAAGUCACGGUCAAAGACCUGCAGCACCGCCUGGAUGAGGCCGAGAAUCUGGCCUUGAAGGGCGGGAAGAAACAGCUUCAGAAACUGGAGACCAGGGUGCGUGAGCUGGAGAGUGAGCUUGAGGCUGAACAGAAGCAUGGCUCUGAUGCAGUCAAGGGCACGCGCAAAUGCGAGCGAAGGAUUAAGGACCUGACUUACCAGUCUGAAGAGGAUAGAAAGACUAUAUUUAGACUGCAGGACCUGGUGGACAAGCUGCAGAUAAAGGUCAAAGCAUACAAGAGACAAGCUGAGGAAUCUGAGGAACAAGCUAACAGCCAUCUGGCCAAGUUCAGGAAGGUGCAGCACGAGCUGGAGGAGGCAGAGGAGCGUGCUGACAUCGCAGAGUCCCAGGUCAACAAGUUGAGGGCCAAGAGCCGUGACAUGACCAAGGUAGCCAAAUAA